Messenger RNA from Pyricularia grisea, 3501 nucleotides. RefSeq lists its product as uncharacterized. Gene Ontology annotation, biological process: aromatic amino acid catabolic process; positive regulation of transcription by RNA polymerase II. The transcript is spliced from 4 exons. Gene Ontology annotation, molecular function: zinc ion binding; DNA-binding transcription factor activity, RNA polymerase II-specific. NCBI's taxonomy places the organism in Eukaryota, Fungi, Ascomycota, Sordariomycetes, Magnaporthales, Pyriculariaceae. The coding region runs from base 1 to 3501 and encodes 1166 amino acids. Gene Ontology annotation, cellular component: nucleus. The record is from RefSeq and is a predicted model, not a curated record.
AUGGCCCAGUACGCAGUGAAGUCUGUCGACGAUUGGGCGACGCACAACACCGCGACAGAGGCUGGUGCAACUGUAAAUUCAGCCGCUGCAGACGCCAGCCGAGCUCGAGAAUCAGUUUCUGGGACCGCGCAAGAGCUCGAGUUGGAUUCCGUCGAAAAGAGUACAGCGGCCACAACCACGACUCCAAUCGACAAUAAUAUUAAUCGCGCUAGUAAAACAAACACAACCACCGCCGCCGCUGACGACGACGCCUAUAGAGCCCGUUCGCGCUCUCCUGUGACCGCCAAACCUAAACCCAACGCCCCCUCGUCUCCAGCCACUCAUAGUCAGACUGUACCAGCAGCUCGUCAGCAAAGACAUCAACAAAACCCUUCUUCGAACUCGGCAGAUCAUUCGUCGGCCUCGCCAGCCACAUCUGCACCAGCACCCGGCCCUGCAAGUGCCGGUGGCCAGCAGCCUCAACAACACCGAAGGGUUUAUCAAGCAUGCAUUCCCUGUCGCAGGCGAAAGGUCCGUUGCGACCUCGGUUCCGUCGACAACCCUCAUGACCCGCCCUGCGUUCGCUGCCGCCGUGAAAGCAAAGAAUGCUACUUCAGCGCUACCCGCCGAAAGCGCAAGGCUGACGAUGAGGAUCUGUCCGGCGCCGAGGACGACUACGUUCUCCGAAAUGGCCGUAAGCGUGUCCACGAAGGCUCUCCUCCGAUAGACCGUCGGAUGUACUCGGACGUGCCGCUCACACCAGGUGGAUCGCAAGGCAGGACACAACCUCUCCCACGUCCUCGCCAUGGUUCCGUAGGCAAUGAUGGCAAGCGAGCGGGUCGUUCAUCAGGGGCUGGCCUGAACAGCCAAGCCGAUGCGCCCAACACACCACUCGAGAACAUGGAGGCGAGGACCCUGAUGCGUCGGGAGGUUUAUGGCCCUCAUGAUGCUUUGGACCUCUUGUACAAGGCCGCGACCGACAGCCCGCAUAAGCUUGGCGAGGCAGAAGCGAACAGUCAAACAUCCCAGACCGCUGCUGCGGCCUCUGUCAACUUUCGUGUACCGGCCGCCGAGUCUGCAGCGCGCCCGGUACCCGCACGUGACAUUGGUAGGCGACAGAGCUCUUUCCGCGAUGAAGGCCGGCAAAGCGGCAGUCAGCAGAACCGUCGUGCCUCCACACGUCCAGAAGCUCCGGUUGCAGAUGCGCCUAUCGAUCCACAGCUCACUGCAAAACGUGAUGUGACAAGCGAUUCGGGGUAUGCCGAUGCCCUGAAGGCCUGGGCCCGCUUCCGUUUUGUGAGGGCCGGGUGGUUUACAGCACACGAGGCCAUAGAAUACAUCGACUACUAUUACCAUUACCUCUCCCCACUGACGCCCAUCUCACCUCCGACUUUCAAGAGUCCUUCAACACACUUAACACUGCUUACGGAAGAACCGAUACUCACAGUUACGCUGCUCACCAUCGCUUCACGUUACCGACAAGUGCCAGGUACAGGCGGUCGUUGUCGAUCUCAAGCCAUUCAUGAGCAGCUUUGGACAUACCUGCGAGGAAUGAUAGAAAGGGUAGUAUGGGGGCAAGAGGCAUUCGGCGGUGGUUUCUGUGGCUCUUACACCAUGGGUCACGAAGAAGCUCAGACUUCGAGCACCGCACCAUGGAGAGGGCUUCGCAAGGGUAGCUUGAGGACUCUGGGCACUAUCGAGUCACUACUGAUUCUGACCGAGUGGCACCCGCGCGCACUCCACUUUCCACCUGCAGAGGCUAUCGACGAGCUGAUGCUGCCUUCGCUUUAUGAUGGCCCCGACCCGAACAUGGGCCCGGAUGGCGCUGCUCAACGGCCGUCGGCUACCACGGGCGUUGGCGGAAAGCGCAUUGAGAGCUGGCUCGAGCCUGCGUGGAGAAGCGAUCGUAUGUGUUGGAUGCUCCUCAGCACAGCUAUGGGUCUCGCGUACGAGCUGGGCGUAUUCGAUGAUAUCGAAGAGCUUCUGGCCACUGGCGCCAUUGCACGGCCUGAGUAUGAGGAUGAGGCCUAUCGCCUUCGCGCACACAGAAUUAAGCGACUAGUCUUGGUGUACCUAAGCCAGCUUGCCGGUCGGCUUGGCUGGACCAACAUGGUUCCAGAGAAUCUGCGCAAGUCAGACUCUGUCCUGGCCCCACGUCGGCCAGCAUCAGAGGGAGCAACUCCUGGAACCACCCUAUCUGCUAUUUCAGGCUCUUUCAACUAUAUUCCCGACCUUGAAAUGGACGACCAGAUCAUCCACUGUUGGGCAGGGAUCAGCCACGCCAUGUACAUGGGCAACGAGAAGCUCUUCCGGUCACGCAAGCACACCACAGAUAUUAUACAGAGCGGUCGCUACAUCCAACUGCUCGAGGAUUUUACUCCCAUGUUACGGGAGUGGUGGCGCCAGUUUGAGCGAUACCGGCUACCGCCAUACAUACGCCAUAUCCUUACCAUUGAGUACGAGUACGUGCGCAUUUACAUCAAUUCACUUUCGCUUCAGGCCGUUGUAGAGCGCUGCACGAACAAUGCGAGCAACGCAAGUGGCCACGGAAAUGAUCAGCUAUCCCCUCAGACCCAGAACUACUUUGGAAAGCUACCACUCGGUCACCUGGGUGGCUUCGGUGUACAAGACCAAGACUACGUCAAGGAAGUGGUUGAUGGAAGUCGGAACCUGCUGCGAGCUGUUGUUGAUGGUCUCUUGCCCAACGACUAUCUCAAGCACGCUCCUGUGCGGACCUACUUCCGUAUAAUCAGCGGCGCCAUGUUUCUGCUCAAAACUUUUGCGUUGGGUGCCCCUCGCUCCGACGUCGAGAUCUCCAUCGCGCUCAUGGACAGGACCGUUGACGCCCUUCGCAAUUGUGUCGUUGAUGACGUCCAUCUCGGUAUCCGCUUCGCCGACCUGCUCGAGACCCUGACAAGCCGACUACGCAAUCGCUUCAUCCACGCUCCCACACACACCCUCAACAACCACCCCAUCCCGGGUGGCUCGUCGACCGACAGGUUGAGCCCGCAACCGCGAGUGGAUUCUGGAAUAGCAGAUACUACUAUGGGUGGCAUGCACGGCGGUCAUGCUACAAGUAGCCAUGACGUUGACACAUGGCUAAGGCCCAACGGUCAAGGCUCUCUGGCGUCCCUGUCCGCCGCCGCGGCCGCCGUUGCGAACCCGCAUGGACUGGAUCGGUCCACCACCCCGGCAAAUAUCUCAGCUACACCCUUUGAGAUCAGCGCCGGCAACAUUCCAUAUGCCGCGGGUCAGGCGUCUGUAUUUGCGCCAUCGACGCCGGCAGCCAGCGGCAGUAUGGACCAUCAUCACACGGCGCUGCCGGACAACAUGUUUGGCGACCCGUCUGAUUGGAACAACUCGAGCAGCGAGAUGUGGUACCUCCCGACGGGACCGGCCUUCUUCCAGAACAUGGGUGACAGCGCCGUCGCCAUGACGGCCGAGGGUGUCAACGUAGGUGGCAUCGACCUGCUUGAGUACAUGGCAAUGGACCAAUUCCCGAUCGAGGGAAGCGGAUUUUAG